CAAAAUCAAAAAGUUUGACUUUUGUGUUUUGAAAUUGAAAUGUUUGUGUGAUUUUUUAAAUUUUCCGUAAAAUAUUAAUCAGGAAAAAAAUGUCCCUGCAAGCAGAAGAUGAAGACGAGUCUAUGGAGCAAGUUUUAUCGGAAAAUCAUUCAAAUUCUUCACAUCAGUUGAUCGAUGAAACUGAAAACUUGGACGAAAUUCCACAAGAAUUGGUCUUGGACGGCACUGAAAUGGAUAUUGAUGAAAGUGAUUUUGUAGCAGAAUCCCAAGAUUAUGAAGAAGAAGAAGUAAUUGAUUUAAUUGAAGAAGAAGAAGAAGAGUUUGAAUCAAUUGAAAUAGAAUCAGAUGAUCAAGUUGAAGAAGUCAUAGAAAAAUUGCCUGAAAAACGAAUAAAGCCCGCUUCAAGUGUACCUCCUUUAAGACUCCUUAAUAUAGCGCCAAAACCAGAAGUACAACAACAAUUUGCAUUGAAAACUUCCAAUGGACAACCUUUACUUCUACUCCCAGGAGGCAGCGCAUCCCAAACCAUAAAAUUAAUAAGCCCGCAAGGGCAAGAAAUCAAUUUAUCCAACUAUCGCCCUAUAACUGUUAACAAACAAAGCGGCAAAAUGAUAACAAUGCCACCUCAAACAAAACAACUAGUAAUGAAAAAAAUCGUUCCACCACCAAAACAGCAAUUCAUGUUGGUACAAAAAUCCAACCAGCAAAAUGUUAAAGUGGUCCAAUCUGGCCCGCAAAAAACCAUAACGCUCCAACAAGCUCAAGCAAUGGGCCUUUUAAGUUCCAACAAACAAAUUAUUAUCAAUAAACCUCAACAGAAAACCAUCAAGUUGGUACCGCAAACGAUUUCGUUGGGGCAACAACAACAAGGCAAAAUUAUUCGUACCGUAACUCAACAGAAAAAACCCCAAAAGAUUAUUUUGAAAAGUUCUGGAACAAAUCAAGUUUUACCUGCUGGGCAACUGAUACAAGUUGCAAAUAGUCAAGGGCUUGCCAAUGGGCAAAUUCAUCAAAUUAAUGUGCCAGGAAAAGGAAUUCAGUAUGUUAAAUUUGUGACUGCUCCAUCGACGCAAGGGGCAAAUUCUACUUUGGUUAAUAGCAAAACUGGGCCUGAUGUGAAGCCUGUUUUAAGUACCACCACCACUAAAUUAAUAGCCAAUCCAUCAACUAAUCCAACCAAACAAGUCGUACUGGUACCAGCAGGAUUUUUAUCUGGCAACCAACAGCUCCAAAAAGUGGCAAUACCCGCCUUAACCCAAAAACGCCAACCAAUCGCGCCUCAUCCCAAAAAACUCGACUCCCCAAACCCAACCAAAACCAAUCCCGAACCAACAAAAACUUCGCCUUCCACCUCCACAACCACUUCUCAGCCAACCACUGAAACUUCAACUGAAGCCCAAACCAACGCCCUACGACCCCGCAAACCGUGCAAUUGCACCAAAUCCCAAUGCCUGAAACUAUAUUGCGAUUGCUUCGCUAACGGCGAAUUUUGCUAUUUGUGCAAUUGCGUCAAUUGCCAAAACAACCUGGAAAAUGAAGAAACUAGAAAUUUGGCCAUAAGGGGUUGCCUGGAACGCAAUCCUAUAGCUUUUAGGCCUAAAAUUGGUAAAGCUAAAGAGGCCGGAGAUGUUGUUUUGAGGAAACAUACCAAAGGGUGCAAUUGUAAGAGGUCUGGGUGUUUGAAGAAUUAUUGUGAGUGCUAUGAGGCUAAAAUUGCUUGUAGUAGUAAUUGUAGGUGUUUUGGGUGUAAAAAUGUUGAAGAUGGGGUGGAAAAGAGGAGGUUUGAAAGAAGGCUGAGGUCACCUAAAGUGUCUUCAAUAAGUGACGCUGAAUUGGCUGAUACAAUUUAUAGAAGAAUUUCACCUUUGUAUAAAGAAAGUGAUUUGCCUGCACCUUUAAGACCGAAAAGGAAUGGUUCAAGGAAACAAACAGUUAAAUUAUUUAUGACUGAAGAAGUGGUUGAGGCCACUUGCCAAUGUAUCUUGACAAUAUCAGACGAAGCUGAAUCUACAAUGCAAGAGGAAGAAGUGACAGUGAAACAAAUAAUUGAAGAAUUUGGCGGUUGCCUUAGCGAAAUUAUUCAUUGUUCCCUCAAUCGUAACAAUAACAUAAGUUAAGAAAAAAUCUUAGUUUUUAAGAAAUAUUUUAUUUUUUUUGUAUAUAAGAGAAAGAUGUUUUUUUUUAGUUUCAAGUCUGAAUUAUUAGGCUUGUUCGCAC
Molecule: messenger RNA, 2217 nt
Organism: Ceutorhynchus assimilis (cabbage seed weevil)
Lineage: Eukaryota; Metazoa; Arthropoda; Insecta; Coleoptera; Curculionidae
Source: the annotation of a GenBank genome assembly